Vanessa tameamea is the source of this 1440-nucleotide messenger RNA. RefSeq names its product galactosylgalactosylxylosylprotein 3-beta-glucuronosyltransferase I (gene GlcAT-I). The transcript has 6 exons. Lineage: Eukaryota; Metazoa; Arthropoda; Insecta; Lepidoptera; Nymphalidae. The coding region runs from base 251 to 1171 and encodes 306 amino acids. The record is from RefSeq and is a predicted model, not a curated record. Gene Ontology annotation, cellular component: Golgi membrane. Gene Ontology annotation, biological process: carbohydrate metabolic process; chondroitin sulfate proteoglycan biosynthetic process. Gene Ontology annotation, molecular function: galactosylgalactosylxylosylprotein 3-beta-glucuronosyltransferase activity.
UGCAGCGAUUGCAGCGUCGGCAGUGUCAAGAAGUUGCCCCUGGCCUCUUCGUUUUUCAAUUCACCCGAGAUUCGAUUACAAGGUUUAUUUAUCAAAACCAGAAAGUUUACCUAUCAAUGAAUGGAUAAAUUUACAAAGCAAUUAUAAAAUAAUGUUGUGAGUCAACGCUAAAUAGAAGACCGAACGCGGCGAAGAAAGACGUGUUUUAUUCACAGAAAACUGAUAUUUAUAUAGCUUCAUUGACUAUAAAAUGCCUUUUGUUAACAUCAAAAAGCAAUAUCUUGCAUUCGGGAUGUUGGUUUUUGUUGUAUUAUUUUUAUUUAAUAGUCGACCAGCUAUUCAAUGUCAGUUUACACCAGAAGUAUCAACGUAUGUACCUACAAUAUACGGGAUAACUCCGACGUACGCUAGACUUGCCCAAAAGGCCGAUCUUACAAGGUUGUCACAGACAUUGAUGCUGGUGAAGAAUUUUCAUUGGAUUGUAAUUGAGGAUUCUGAGACUAAGACCAGUUUGGUUGAAAACUUGCUAAAGGAAUCAACUCUAAAAUAUACACAUCUCAAUGUGAAAACGCAUAAAUCAAAACAUUCAACAGUAAUGGAUGUCAAUAUAUGUGUUUUUAAAACAGAAACAAUCACCACUAGUUGGUACUGCGCUAGCGGAGUAGAGCAAAGAAAUGUUGCCCUCAAUUGGCUUAGAGGACAUUUAAAAGAUUCUGAUGACAAACGAGGAGCUGUUUAUUUUAUGGAUGAUGAUAACACAUACUCCUUAAAAGUCUUUGAUGAGAUGAGAAAAAUAAAGAAAGUAGGUGUGUGGCCUGUGGGUAUUGUAGGUGGAAUGCGAGUUGAGAUGCCUCUAGUCACGGACGGGAAGGUCUCUGGUUUCAAUGCAGUCUGGAAACCAUUUAGACCGUUCCCUAUUGAUAUGGCUGGCUUUGCAAUAAAUGCCACUCUAUUUUUGCUUCAUCCAGAGGCAAAAUUUUCAAGAAAAGUUCAAUCUGGGUUUCAGGAAAGCGAAAUACUGAAAUAUGUUACAACAAAAGACGACUUGGAGCCAUUAGCAGAGAAUUGUACAAAGGUAUAUGUAUGGCACACACGCACACAAAAACCUUCUAUACUUAACCCUAAGAAAUUAAAACACCCCCCACUACCUGAUGAUCAUAUUGAAGUCUGAAUUGACAAUAAAUUAAUUUCGGACUAAACUGUAUUAAAUAUUAAGCGUUGAUCGCUUUGUCUAGUGUAAUAAUAAUCUCAACUUUUUAAUGCAGUAAAGGUUUUAAAUGUCGAUGGUAAAUAUUAAUAUUUCCAAAAAGGAUUUAUAUUAUCUGUCUAAUGUAGGAAUAAUAUACGUUUAAAUCAUUGUUGAACUGCCAUUGCAUUUACGUGAGAUGUCAUUAAAAUUAUGAAUCAUAUUUAUUCUUAAAUAAUUUCCAAAACAUACCA